GAGGUUGGGGCUGGAGCUCAAGGGACGCAUAGAUCACAUCCGGGGCUGGUUUAUUCUAAUACCGAAGCUUUCAACCCGGAAAAAAAAGUCAAGUCUUCUGUAGCCCGACCACACAAACAAAUAGAAGAUCGCGUGAGGGCGUCGCGCGCGCCGGUUCUUUAUUAAGUCCGCUGGAUGUAAAAGUUGUUGGAAAAGUUCCUCCGAGGAUGAUCGCGGGCGCCGACGCGGACUCUGCGCUCUCCGCUUGGUUUCGGGGCGCUGGCCGUGGCGCACUCUGACUCUCCACAACGGUGAUUAUGUGAUAGUGGCAGCGAUGCCGUAUCUGGACCGCUUUAACCGUGUGUGCGGCUUCCUGGACAUCGAGGAGAAGGAGAACAGCAGCCGCUUCCAGAGGCGAUACUUCAUCCUCAACACGCAGGAGAAUGUCCUGCAGUGGUACAUGGACAAUCCCCAGAACCUGGCCAGUGGAGCCAGCUAUGUGGGCAGCCUGAGAUUAACCUACAUCUCUAAGGUGAGCGAAACCACUGCGAAGCAAAAGCCGAAGACCGAGUUCUGCUUCGUCAUAAAUGCAGUCUCACGGCGGUACUUCCUCCAAGCCAACGAUGCAGACGACAUGAGGGACUGGGUGAAGGCCCUCAACAAGGCCACCAAGAUCACCGUUCCUAAAUCCUGCCCUGCGCCUCCCAAAUCUGACGUGAACGCUGUGAUCAGUGACUCUCAAGGAAACAGGAAACAACAGGCCUACAAGACAGAGAUCAUUGGCGGCGUGGUGGUUCAUACUCCGAUCCAGAAUGAAACUGAAGAGACGGAAGGGAGGGAGAAGAAGGGAAACAGGCCUGGUGUGCUAAGAUGUGGUUUCUGCGUCAAACAAGGAAAUGUGAGGAAGAGCUGGAAGAGGCGUUUUUUCACGCUGGAUGACAACACAGUCAGCUACUACAAGACCGACACGGACAAGGAGCCUCUCCGAGGUAUUCUGCUCAGAGACAUCCAGAAGGUCCACGAAUGUCUCGUCAAGUCAGGGGACCUCCUUCUUAGAGACAAUCUUUUUGAGAUCAUCACCAACUCCCGAACUUUCUACAUCCAGACAGACACACCGGAAGAAAUGCAUGGUUGGAUCAGGGAUAUCGAUAUGAAAAUUCGGGAAUUCAGAGGACCCCCACGGGGAUAUCCGUUUAAACGGGGAUCUUCUCUCCAUCAAAAACACAAUGCCAGCAGCGCCUGUUGUCAGCAGACCAGCGAGACGCGCCCCCAGCUGAUUAAGUCCUGCUCCGUGGCUCCGGGCUGGCAGCCGUGGACGCCCGUUCCUCCGGGGGAGCCCUCCAUCAUAGACAUGGAGGAUGAAGACAGCCCCUUCAGCCCUGCUCCCACUGUGCCCUCCCUGUCCUCCUCGUCCACCUCCUCAUCCACCUCCUCCUCCUCCAACUCCCUGUCCACCCCAACCCCGUGCCCCAGCGCGCCCCAGGUGCCUUCGAGCAGUGGGCUGGGGAUUCUUACAGCGUCGGCCGACGCUGCAAGCGGGCGCAGACGGCACCGCUCCCAGCCUCAACCUCACUCCGCCUUUCCCUUCAGCUUGGAUGACGACGGCAUCCGCACAACAGACGUCUAACUCGAAGCGGUCUGUGCAGACUCCUGUGUGGACUAAAGUGUUGGUACUUAUUUUAUUUUUCGUUUAGUGAUGAAUGUGACUGGCAAUGGUAGUAUUCCUUGCUAAUGAAGAGACUGUGUCCGUGGCAUGAGAAUGAGGGCCCCCUGCUGGGGAUGUUACUGCUUUGCAGAUGAAGGAUGCACCCAGCUGGAUGAAGGACAGGAACUGUCUUUAUUAGUCCAAGGACUGUGAAAAAGAGUGAUGGAGUGUUUUAGCGCAAUUUUCCUCUGAAAACUUGAAUAAUCUUGUUUGUUUUUCCUUUCUGAAACGUAAAAAAAAUGGCGGCACAUGUUGUCGGACUUCUGCACUUAACAUCAAAUUUGUGUACCCGUUACUAGGACUGUGUUCAAGCAUAAUGUUUAAAGGAAUUUUAACACUUUUUAUUCAAACUUCACAAAAUAUAUUUUCUAACUUCUUUCCACGUUUUCUUUUCCAUCCAUGCCCAACAGUGUUUUUUUUCCCCCCCAGUCAUUCAUUCCUGAGACACACAUCAUGAAGAAACCAUUACAUCAUCAGCGUAUAAUCACAUUUUACACGUAUAAUCAAAAACCUUUGUAUUUCUAACAUCUUUCCUGCAUUUUUGUUUAGUUUUUUCAAACUCUGCUUAAAGAUCAACUGUCAGGUAACUGUGAGUCCAUUUGAAGGUUCAACCUCGGUACCAUGAAAAUGCUGCAGUGUUACGGUGGUACUUGUUGAAAAAAAAAUAAACACCUGCCGGUAUCAUGAUUGAGUCAGCUGCUUCGGAAAUGUAAAUGUGAUUGUCGUUUAGCAGCAUUAUGUGGGACGUUUUUGCCACUACUUUUGGUAAUUGAACUGUAAUUCUGCACUUUGCAUUUUGUAUUUGUCCGCGCGUCUGUGUGUGUGAGUUGUGUGCUUUUUUUUUUUUUUUUAAAUAGUUUUUAUCUGAUCUUUCACAGUGGUUAAAGAUAACUUCGUCACAUGCUUGGUGUAGCUACACAAGCUUGUGUCGGGACUUCAUUGAUGUGGUACCAUGUUCAUUCUUGUUUGCAUUUGCUGAAGCUGUGUGCACUUAUCUGCCUGCGUGUCAUGGUAAUUCUUUCUUGUAUAUUAAAUAAUGCUUUGUAUUUCUCUU
Fundulus heteroclitus (mummichog) is the source of this 2738-nucleotide messenger RNA. RefSeq names its product PH-like and PH2_TAPP1_2 domain-containing protein (gene plekha2). Gene Ontology annotation, molecular function: PDZ domain binding. Lineage: Eukaryota; Metazoa; Chordata; Actinopteri; Cyprinodontiformes; Fundulidae. The transcript is spliced from 12 exons. The record is from RefSeq and is a predicted model, not a curated record. Gene Ontology annotation, cellular component: cytoplasm; membrane. The coding region runs from base 314 to 1606 and encodes 430 amino acids.